Mytilus trossulus (common blue mussel) is the source of this 2468-nucleotide messenger RNA. Its product is annotated as protogenin-like. Gene Ontology annotation, cellular component: neuron projection membrane. NCBI's taxonomy places the organism in Eukaryota, Metazoa, Mollusca, Bivalvia, Mytilida, Mytilidae. Bases 102 to 1013 code for a protein of 303 amino acids. Gene Ontology annotation, biological process: synapse organization. The record is from RefSeq and is a predicted model, not a curated record. The transcript is spliced from 7 exons.
AAUAGCGGCUGUGAUGCCUUUUACGCAUGUUUGUUUAACUGCUUUUCAAUCCAUGCAUCUUCUUUUGGAGCGAAAUUUAAUUCAAUGGAUUUAACAAAGACAUGGAAAUUAGUGCAUUUAUUCACAAACUUUACAAACACCUGGGAUUGAUCUGUCUGUUAGUUGUUUUAAAAGUUUCAGGUGAGCUGUUUCAAAGGCAUCGUCAAACAACAUUUACACCUGAACAGAACAAGCACGUGACAGUGUAUAAAGGAGAAACAGCUGUACUUACAUGUAGAAUUCAAAAUUUGGGCCCAAAGACAGUAGCUUGGCGCAAGGUUUCGGAAGACUUCCCAAUAUCCGUUGGCAGAAUGAUGUAUGCUCCAAAUGAUGAAAUGAGCAUAGAUUAUAAGCAGGAUGGUCAAAUGACUUAUGUAAAUUUAGUAAUAAAAAAGACACUCCCAUCCCAUUCCGGAAAAUAUGAAUGUCAACUAAUUUCAUCGGAAAUUAAGCUUCAACACGUGUCUCUAACUGUUCUUAAGAAACGGCCUGUGUUUAAGGAGUCUAUACAUCUUGGCGGAUCAGAGUACCUAAGUCCAAAACAACGACUAAACUUAACUUGUAAUGCUACUGGCUCAAGCCGUGCCCCCGAAUUUAUAGACUGGUUUCAUAACGGGAAUCUCAUCGAUGAGCGAAAAAAACCUUGGAGAAACAGAGCACAGAUUUUUAAUUUUAAACCAGAGGUUCCUGGACGUUCACUUAUUAGUCAACUGACAAUUGAACAUGUUCUAAUUGAAGAUGCCGGUGUAUACGUUUGUCGUAGUAUGACCCCUAGUGUCAACAGUGGUGUUGAUACAACAAGCCUCAAUGUACAUAUUUUAAAUGCAGAAAAAGAUCACAUGAAGAAAAGAGAAGGUGGAGGACAUACGAAGGUAGCAAAUGAACUGAUGAAAGGCCAUAGGAACAGGACAAUCCGAAUACAAGGAUGCUACUAUGUAGUGUUACUCGCUAUAAUAUUUCAGAUAUUUAGCUGACGUAUUUAAACAGGAUAAACAGUUUUGUGCCUUAUGAGGGAAGUUUUUUAAAACAUGUGUUUUGUGGUGAAAAAUGAAAACAAUUUGCUAAUUGAAGUUUUGUUUUAGAGCCAUUAUAUAACAAAACAAAGCAGAAAAUAAAUCGCGCGCAUUUGUGAGGACCAGGUUUGGAAUUGUUUGAAUACGACCAUUCGUAAUACGUUAUUUAUCUGUCGAGUUCUGUUUAUUUCUACUGUUAUAGCAUUCCAUUAAUAGAAAUGAUUGUCAGGAUUCGUAGAUUACAUUGUAAUUGGUGAUUGGAUCAAUAUGCUAUAUUUUGUACUUCAAACGAAAGGAGUUUUCAAAGCAAUUUUCUGCUGUCAAUGUUUAUAUUUUUAAGUUGAUUAUUUGAUAAUGUUUUUAUACAUACAAUAAAAAUUAAACAUUGAUAGAAGCUGUAUCUACUUUAAAUGGAAUGCAUUGACAGGUACCAUUGACGUUUCUUUAAACUGUUCAGCGUUUGUAAAUAAAAAAAGACAUUUCAAAGGAUGUUGUUUUCUAUAAGUGUAUUUCAGUUCUGUAAGGUUAAAUCGAUCAUUUUUAAGAGAAAGAUAGUCAUCAGAAUUAUGCAUAGAGCUGCUUUUAAUGAAUACGUUUGUUAAAAACUAAAUUGGAAUGGAAGUUUCUGGUUUUGACUAAACUCUUAGUAACGUAUAGUAUCCAUUUUGUAUAUAUAUUUGAGAAUCAUUGAUAAACAAAAAUAUUUUUUUUCAUAACAUCUUAUCAUGUCAGUACAUUAAGUUUAAUGUUAAAAAAAAGCCUACAAAUUUUACAUGUAACUAAAAAAGAUAACAAUUUCAUUAAGAACCAGAACACAACUGUUUCGUUCGUAUACUCUGUUAAUUUAAUUUUCACAAUUAAUUUUAUACCUCGAUUUUGGUCAAAUGUAAUUUUAUAAUGCAGAUAUAUUUUGGUUAACUAUUUGAACAGUACAUCAUAAUGAUGAAAUAAGGGACCUAUGUAUACAUUAACAUUACUUGUUGAGAAGGGUUUGGGAAACAAACUAAGAAUUAAGACAAGUCCCAAGUUGUGAGACAUACCCCUUAGUUUAAGAAAUAUUGGACUAAAUGAUCCCUGUUUUUCCUCAUUCAAACAAUCAAUAUGUAUAAAAGAGAUACGAUAUCUUGAGCAGGGUAUGAAAUCAGCAGGGGUCCACAGGUUAUUGACCCCUAAAAUUUGGUGUGGGCUACUUAAAUUUCUGCUUUUAUGGUAUAGGACUAUAUAUAUGGGGGCUACACAAUUUAAGCUGUGGGCUACCGUUGCCAAAGUCUCAAGUGCUAUCCCUGAAGCGCUCAUAUCCUAAACCAGUAAUCAUGCAUUGUAUUUCCAUACUGUUACUUCUUACUAUUGGGUUUAUUGUAAGUUAUAUAAUAUUACUAUCAUAAUUUUACAUAUAACAAAAUAUUAAACAGAUAU